AACUGAAUAUCUUGCAGAUAUUUAUGCUUCUCUAAAUAAUACAGAUCAUCUUCGAUAUUAUGUAGAUAAAUUUCAAAAAGAAAUCCAUCUACAAGGUCAUGGUCUUUUAGGAGUUAUAUAUAAUUAUUCACAUAAUAUUAAUAAUUUUUAUAAAUAUGUUAAGCGUUUAG
This is a messenger RNA of Funneliformis mosseae, 170 nucleotides long. NCBI's taxonomy places the organism in Eukaryota, Fungi, Glomeromycota, Glomeromycetes, Glomerales, Glomeraceae. The record is from the annotation of a GenBank genome assembly.